Messenger RNA from Gloeophyllum trabeum ATCC 11539, 1884 nucleotides. RefSeq lists its product as uncharacterized. Gene Ontology annotation, biological process: mitotic spindle assembly checkpoint signaling. Lineage: Eukaryota; Fungi; Basidiomycota; Agaricomycetes; Gloeophyllales; Gloeophyllaceae. The transcript has 3 exons. The record is from RefSeq and is a predicted model, not a curated record. Bases 6 to 1751 code for a protein of 581 amino acids.
CGACCAUGGCCACCGCCGCUGCCGACGUCGACAUCGACGACCACGAAAGCAAUGAUGACGAAGUGCCCGAGAUCGUUGACUUUGAUGUCAUUGAGAAAGCCAAAGAAAACAUUCGGCCCAUCGCCUCUGGCCGAAGAGUGACUGCUUUGUCCCAGAUCCUCUCUACGCCACAUGCCCAGCGCGAAGCGCACCUUUCCGCGAUGAAGAACCGCUAUCGCAUCAACGUUCAAGUGGCUUUGGAAGACGAAGACGACGAUCCGCUGGAGGUCUACUACUGCUUCGUACGCUGGACAGUGGAAAACUAUCCACAAGGCCACAAUACCGAGUCUGGUUUGCUGGAGUUGCUCGAGGAGGCGACGAGGGUGCUGAAAGAUGACAGAGGAGGAAAGUGGAGGCAGGACAUACGAUACUUGAAGCUGUGGAUUCUCUACGCAAGCUACGUGGAGAGGCCGGCCAUCAUCUACAGAUUCUGCAUCGCCAAUGAUAUUGGAACGGAGCAUGAGCUACUAUACGAGGAGUUUGCUCUUUCUUUGGAGCGAAGUGGUCGUCGGGCGGAGGCCGAUAAAGUCUAUCUACUUGGUAUAGCACGUCGAGCGGAGCCGCUUGACAGGCUGAGAAAGAAGCACGAGGACUUUCAGAAGCGCAUGAUGGUUGCAGCACCAAUACCACAACCAGAUGAACUUGCGUCUGAGGUCUCAGCUGCAUCCUCCACAAAGAAGCCACCCAGGCAAGCUUUAGCCACUCGCGCCGUCACAACCGAGAAACCGCACGAAGACGUCUUUUCAUCGAAUGCUGCUACUUCACGGCCGAGGCCCAAUGCUCGGCUGCAGAUAUUCGAGGAUCCCGCCGAUGCCGAACCUGAGCUCAUGGCCACUAACGCCUUUCCCAACGUCGGGACACGUACGUCCCGUGUAAAGGAGAAUGUACCGGAGGUUAAGAAGGCCUCUGGGACUACGCUACGACAAGCGGGUAGGAGUCAGAGACUUGCCGCAGCGGCGUCUGGGCGGUCUGGCGCGUCCAGGAUCGCUGUCUUCGUCGACCCUGAGCCAGAACCGGUACAGGAGAGUACUCCAGAUGAAAUGCAACCACCUCCGGUGCCGGAAAGGCAGAAGGGCAAAGCCAUGACGUCACAGUCCGGGAUGAAAGCGUGCAGCUUUACGCCAUUUGUCGACGACGCUGCUGAAGCAAGGAAGAAGAAAGACGAAGUAACCAGUUCAAGAGUUCCCGCGAAGUACAGCAACUUUACGCCCUUUGUCGACGACGAAGCUGAAGGCUCUGGAACGGCAAAGAAGAAGAAGAAAGGCGAAGCAGCCUGUUCAAGGGCCCUUGGAAAGUCUAGCAGCUUCACUUCUUUCUGUGAGGACGAUGCCGCAGAACCGGAAACAACAUCGAAGAACAAAGGCAAAGUAGCAGCCUCGCAAUCAGCGGCCAAAACACGUAGCUUCAGUCCCUUCUGCGAUUCGGAGGCUGAUGCACAGGAAACGAUGAAGAAGGAAACCAAACCAAUGGUCAUGCCAUGUACCAAGACAGCUACUUUCACUCCUUUCUGCGAUGCUGACUCCGAAGCACCGGAGGUAUACCAUGAUGAGACUACUGUCACCGAAGGACCGGUGAUCAAGGUCAAGAAAGCCGGGGCCAGAGAUACAGCGCCAGCUACUGAAGCAGAAGCAUUGAGGAGGGAUCCAUUCAAGAACUACGAUAAGAGUAUUCAUCCUGAUCUCGACGGUGACGAUCUGAACCUCGCAGCGUGAUCAAUGCAGGGUGUAAUACCUGACAUUUGUUUCACGCAUCCCUGACUGAGCAAUUCUACCCCUUGUAUUCGAUAUCUGCCCCACACGAUUGUAUGUAUUUGGUAUAACACGAUGCUCUCAUCACCAGGUUUUU